AUGUCCAGAAUCCAGGCCCAGUUAGACCAAGGCGCCGUCCCCAAUGCCAUUUCCAAUGUCUGUCCACCAGGCACGAAAUUCCAUGUCCUCGAAGUUGGUUGGCUGGAAUGCGACAAAGGCUUCGUAAUCAGGGGCGGCAACACUAGCAUCAAGUCCACAGAAAACGGCUCCUUCGUCAACGAGCGUUGUGAAAUGCCCAUGUACUGCAUUUUAAUCGAUCACCCGCACGAGGGUCUGAUCCUCUGGGAAACCGGCAGCGGAAAGGAUUACCCUACAGUGUGGGGUCCGGCUAUUGCUGAUAUCUUUGCGCGGGUGAAGUACGAGCCUAGACAUGAGCUUCGGGCCGCUGUUGAGGCAACGGGCCAUAAGCUUGAUGAUAUCAAGAAGAUUAUUAUUGGACAUUUGCACCUGGACCAUGCCGGUGGUCUAGAUGAGUUUUUGCAUCGCACGGAUGUCGAGGUCUGGGUGCAUGAGAAAGAAUUGACCAAUGCGUUUUGGUCUGUUGCUACGGGGGCGGAUGUUGGAGUUUAUUUGGAACACUAUCUCAAGUUGUCUUUGAACUGGAAAACGUUCAAUGAUCAGACACUGGACUUUUGUCAGGGCAUCACGCUGCAUCAUUUGCCGGGACAUACGGAUGGUCUCAUUGGCAUGCAGAUUAACAUGCUCAACACGGGCACGUUCUUUUUCAUUAGUGAUCAUUGUCAUGUGAUUGAGAAUUGGCGGGAUGGGAUCCCCCAGGGCUGGUUGGCUCGAGACCACCCAUCGUGGUUCAGGAGUACGCAGCGUCUCAAGCAUCUCGAACGGAUUACUAAGGGACAGGUUAUUCCUGGGCAUGAUAAACAAACUUUCUUAGCACUGCAGAGCCAGGCUGAUGUUUUCACCUGA
Messenger RNA from Aspergillus pseudotamarii, 885 nucleotides. RefSeq names its product N-acyl homoserine lactonase family protein. The record is from RefSeq and is a predicted model, not a curated record. The transcript has 3 exons. Bases 1 to 885 code for a protein of 294 amino acids. NCBI's taxonomy places the organism in Eukaryota, Fungi, Ascomycota, Eurotiomycetes, Eurotiales, Aspergillaceae.